Sorex fumeus (smoky shrew) is the source of this 2176-nucleotide messenger RNA. It is a transcript of the gene SUCLA2, whose product is annotated as succinate-CoA ligase ADP-forming subunit beta. Gene Ontology annotation, biological process: succinyl-CoA metabolic process; tricarboxylic acid cycle. The transcript has 11 exons. Gene Ontology annotation, cellular component: mitochondrion; succinate-CoA ligase complex. The record is from RefSeq and is a predicted model, not a curated record. Gene Ontology annotation, molecular function: ATP binding; succinate-CoA ligase (ADP-forming) activity; metal ion binding. Bases 73 to 1464 code for a protein of 463 amino acids. Lineage: Eukaryota; Metazoa; Chordata; Mammalia; Eulipotyphla; Soricidae.
GUGGGAGCCGCAGCGUCGGGCCGCGUGUCUGCGCCUGCGCGGGGCGCCCAGGGGACGGGGUCGGACACAGAAAUGGCGGCGUCCAUGUUCUACAGCCGGCUGCUGGCCGGGACCACCCUCCGGAGCCACCGGCCCCAGACGGCGCUGCGGGCGGCCGCGCAGGUUCUGGGAAGUUCUGGACUAUUUAACAACCAUGGACUCCAAGUACAGCAGCAACAGCAAAGGAAUCUCUCAUUACAUGAAUACAUGAGUAUGGAAUUGUUGCAAGAAGCUGGUGUCUCUGUUCCCAAAGGACAAGUGGCUAAGUCUCCAGAUGAAGCUUAUGCAAUUGCCAAAAAAUUAGGUACGAAAGAUGUUGUGAUUAAGGCACAGGUUUUAGCUGGUGGCAGAGGAAAAGGAACAUUUGAAAGUGGCCUCAAAGGAGGAGUGAAGAUAGUUUUUUCUCCAGAAGAAGCAAAAGCUGUUUCCUCACAAAUGAUUGGGAAAAAAUUAUUCACCAAGCAAACAGGAGAAAAGGGCAGAAUAUGCAACCAAGUAUUGGUUUGUGAGCGAAGAUAUCCCAGGAGAGAAUACUACUUUGCAAUAACAAUGGAGAGGACGUUUCAGGGUCCUGUACUAAUAGGAAGUUCUCAAGGUGGUGUCAACAUUGAAGAUGUUGCUGCUGAGACUCCAGAGGCCAUUGUUAAGGAACCUAUUGAUAUUGUAGAAGGAAUCAAAAAGGAACAAGCUGUCCGGCUUGCACAGAAGAUGGGAUUUCCAGCUAACACUGUGGAUUCUGCGGCAGAUAACAUGGUCAAGCUUUACAACCUUUUUCUAAAAUACGAUGCAACCAUGGUAGAAAUAAACCCAAUGGUAGAGGAUUCAGAUGGCGCUGUGCUAUGUAUGGAUGCAAAGAUCAAUUUUGAUUCUAAUUCAGCAUAUCGCCAGAAGAAAAUCUUUGAUCUGCAGGACUGGACCCAGGAAGAUGAAAGGGAUAAAGAUGCAGCUAAGGCAGAUUUGAACUACAUUGGCCUAGAUGGAAAUAUAGGCUGUCUAGUAAAUGGUGCUGGUUUGGCUAUGGCCACAAUGGAUAUAAUAAAACUUCAUGGAGGGACUCCAGCCAACUUUCUUGAUGUUGGCGGUGGUGCCACAGUUCAUCAAGUAACAGAAGCAUUUAAACUCAUCACUUCAGAUAAAAAUGUACUGUCUAUUUUGGUCAACAUUUUUGGAGGAAUCAUGCGGUGUGAUGUUAUUGCACAGGGUAUAGUUAUGGCAGUAAAGGAUCUGGACAUUAAAAUACCUAUUGUGGUACGGUUACAAGGUACACGAGUUGAUGAUGCUAAGGCACUGAUAGCAGACAGUGGACUGAAAAUUCUUGCUUGUGAUGACUUGGAUGAGGCUGCUAAAAUGGUUGUGAAGCUUUCUGAAAUAGUGACCUUAGCCAAGCAAGCCCAGGUAGACGUGAAAUUUCAGCUGCCAAUCUGAUUGGAGAAAUUGAUCUAUAGUUGAAGGAGUAAAAUGUGCUUCAAUUGUUCAGAUACUGUGUUCUGUAUUAUUAUUGUUCUUUUCCCCCUUAAUAUGUGGAGAUUGUAUUCCUCUUAGGCACAAAGCCUUUUUAAAGCAUUUCAUCUGCAUUUAAUUUUGAUGUCCAAAACAGACUGUUUAUAUAAAAAUUAUGUAUGGCAGAUAUCUGCUUUCUUUUAUUCCAGCUUUCUUUUUCACUUCUACAGAAUGUCACUUGCAAUAUGCAAUUUAUUGUUGUUGGAUACAGCAUUCUUCAUUGAUGAAUACUAUGAAUAAAAUAAUGAAGAUAAAUAAAAUAAGAUAAAGCAUUAUUCUUCAGUGCUAGUAACACAUCUGGUAACGAGCUUCAUUAGUAGAGCAAUGUACUACAGUGUUUUAUGUAAGAAGUGUUUAUUCUGAACAUCAAAUGCCUAAUUAAAUAUGUCAGUCACUAUUUAUGAGCAGCUUUCAACACUCCCUAGAUUUUUUUUAAGUAUUUAAGUGAUGUUAUUUGUUAAUUAUUUAAACAUUGUUUUAAUUAUGACAAAACACUGAUUACUCCAAGUCAUCAUGAUCCUGUGGUAUUAAGAAGAGCCUGUAGGUUGCAUCAAAUAAAGUUGUAUUUACCAGCAACUUAGCAAACAGAAUUAAUAGUCAUUUUUAAGUUAAUAAAAAUCUCCCAAUGUGAUCUGGA